Molecule: messenger RNA, 3701 nt
Organism: Trichogramma pretiosum
Lineage: Eukaryota; Metazoa; Arthropoda; Insecta; Hymenoptera; Trichogrammatidae
Gene: dnt
Product: tyrosine-protein kinase Dnt-like
Exons: 7
Coding region: 944-2677 (577 amino acids)
Biological process (GO): positive regulation of kinase activity; protein phosphorylation; multicellular organism development
Cellular component (GO): signaling receptor complex
Molecular function (GO): protein tyrosine kinase activity; ATP binding
Source: RefSeq, a predicted model, not a curated record
UCUGAGUCCGCCGACCGAUGGCGGCCGCACGGCCACGCUGAAUCCCUCCUCGACGCUCGUCCGAGUCUUCGCGUACUAUACUAUGCUAUAACUACUACUACUGUUAUAUACACGCUGCUAACCCUGCGUUGAGUUGAACCCUCCGUGCGUGCAGUGUGAGGCUGCCGAAAAUUCGCCCGUGUGCGUUCGGUGCUGCGUUGUUGUGUACUACCGCUGUGCGUGUGAAUCGCAUACGAGAGCGAGAGAAGCUGUGCUUACUGCUACUACAAUAUACGCUGCACCGCGUAUAAAACAUAACCUCGUAGUGCGUACACCGCUGCCAGACAUUUCGCUCGGUGCGCCUGUGUUUUGCUCCUUAAUUUUCGUAAACAACCACCUGAAUGUCUAUGUAAUUUGGCCCCGCGCGUGUGCUCUCUCAAGUGCAUCCAUGUGUUGAUACAUUCCAGUGGUGUACUGUUGUUGUUUUACAGUGUGCAGUUGUUAUAGCGAAAUACAACCAGAAGAGCAUAUAAAGCAAAAAGAAAAUAAACCUUUUUUUGUUAUCGUUGUUGCUGUUGUUUGGUAAAUACACUCGACAUUCGUGGCAGUGUACGUGUGAACUUGUGCGCGCGCUGUUUUAAAAAAAGUAUGUAAACUAUCUCUCCCGCUGGAUCCUUAUCUCUCUCCGUCGUCUCGGGGGCGAAAAUGCACGCAGAUUCAAAUACGCAAAGCUGCAGCAGUAGUAGGCGAGUAAUACUGCGUUGAGAGAAAACUACAUACACACAAACACGCAAGAGGGAGAGAGAAAGUCGUCGUCGUCGUCGUUUCUUCUCUGUUUCGCGCGCGCGAGCGGAGCGGAAGAUAUAUAGAUUUUUGCAUCGCGCAAAACCGCACCACGACAUUCUCUCCUUCGCAGCGAGAGAGAGAGGCAUAUAAAUAUACAACAACAGCAUUGGCAGGCAAUAUGACGGCGAUCAAGAUGCUGCUCUUGCUGCUGGCCGCCUGUGGCUACAUGGCCAAUCCGGCUGCUGGCUUUUUCAACCUGUUUCUCAGCCAGACCGAAGUUCACAAACUAAUGGGACUCAACGCCGAGCUGUUCUACGUGCGCGAGGGCGUGAUCAACGAGUACGCCAUAAAGUUCGUCGUUCCAGUUCCAGCCAAGCUGGACAAGCUGCACUUUACCUGGGAAAAUCUGGCCGGUCGACCGCUACCGUACACGGUCUUCGUUGACAUCAGCAAUCCAACGGCUCUGUCGAGCUCGCUCAACAUCUCCGACGCCGGUGAGAUUCCCGUUGGCGGCCUUCAGACCUGGGCCGUGGCACUGCACUGCGGCCCGUACGACGCCGAGAUCGACGUCACGCUGAGGAUCAACGUGUCGCUGACGCGUCGCAACACCACCAGCCUCGAGUUCAAGCGCAAGAAGAUCUGCCUCAAGGGCCAGAGCUUGUACCACGAUCCCGAGGAGAUGUACUCGCCCUCGGUCGCGUCGUCCGCCUCGUCCUCGUCCUCGUCUUCGGUCGAGAGAUCCGGUAUCAGCCCGGGCGGGCAGGUGUUCUACGCCGCAGUGGGCUGUGCGUGCGCCUUCAUCGCUGCCAUAUGCGUACUCGUGACCGCUUAUUACGUGAGGGAUAAAAAGGCAAGGAGGCACAGGGAGCCGCUCCAGGAAUCGCGUGGACUCGGCUCGGCUUGCAGCGUGGAGCGUGGCACGGGCAUAGGACCGGCCCAGACCUUCCUGUUGCCGGACACGCCGCCGCCAGCCUCGUCCGCGGCGUCGGUGACGACCUAUCGCAGGAUCGACGAGCGCUCCAAUCGAGAGCUCUACGAGCGCAUCCAGGAGAUAACCGUUCAGAGAUGUCGAGUUCGCUUAUUGAGCAUCGAGAUGGAGGGCACCUUCGGUCGCGUCUACCGCGCCAGCUACCACGAGGAAGGAGCCCCCACACCCAGGGACGUACUGGUCAAGACAACCUCCGAGCAGGCGUCCCAGGCUCAGAUGGCCAUGCUGCUGCGCGAAGGACUGGCUCUCUAUGGGCUGAAUCAUCCGACUCUUCUACCCGUGCUCGGCGUAUCGAUCGAGGAGCGCGGCUCGCCCUUCGUGCUCUAUCCUCACACGAAUUAUCGCAAUAUGAAGCACUUCCUGCUGCGCUGCAAGCACGGAAACGGCGACGGAGCACCGACUCGCGCUCUGACCACUCAGGAGCUCGUCGAGAUGGCCCUGCAAGUGGCCAAGGGUGUGCAAUAUCUGCAUCGCAAGCGACUGGUGCAUCGCGAUAUCGCAGCCAGGAAUUUAGUGGUUGACGAUGAGCUACGCGUACAAAUCACCGACAAUGCGCUAGCACGAGAUCUGUUCCCGCAAGAUUACAUAUGCCUAGGUGAUACAGAAAAUCGACCUAUCAAGUGGCUCGCGAUCGAAAGUCUGCUAAAUAAAACAUUUAGCACUGCUACGGACGUGUGGGCGUUUGGUGUUCUGCUUUGGGAAUUCACGACGCUGGCUCAACAACCCUACGUCGAAGUCGAUCCUUUCGAGAUGAUCUCGUAUCUCAGCAAUGGUUACAGAUUAGCCCAGCCGGUCAAUUGCCCCGACGAGUUGUUUGCCAUGAUGGCCUACUGUUGGGCUAUGUCGCCGGACGAGCGGCCCACCUUCAGUCAACUAAUCGUCUGCCUACAAGAGUUUCACGUUCAACUAACCAAAUACGUGUAAAUGAGAAUGUAUGUUGAUAGCGUAGUGAACCCAAAAUGAAAGAGAACUCGCUGUUCGGUCAAUGAACGAAGAUCAGAGUUCACAAUAGUUAUGAUUGAUAAAAUAACUACUUUAAUCAUUCAAGUAGUUCAAUGAGAGCUUAAAAAAAUUACAAAUAUCACUUAGAAUGUUAAAAAAGAUAGAAAAUGUAUAUCUAAUGAAUUUAAAAAAUUCAUAUUUGCCAAAAGUUGUUGAUAUCAGGAUUAAUUUUUGGAGAAGCUAUAUCGAUAUUGCAUGUGUAAUUGAAAGAUGGUUUUCAAUUGUUUAUGUGAGUGAUAAUUUUCGUUGAAUUUUGUGAAUAUUUUUAACUGUAAAAACGAGUAUGUGUACAUAUUUGUAUAUCGUGAUUUAUAUUUAAUGUCUUAUUUUAAGAAAACAAAAGUCUUUACAGUAUUUAAGAUAUCGAGAUUUUUUAUUUUUAUUUAAAUGUUUUAACUAUGUUGAUAUUGAACAAAUUAAAGUAAACGCUUAAAACAAAGCGUUGAUCUCACUUAUCAAACAAAGCAAUGAAAGAAAAAUGAUAUUUUUUUCAUUCAGCGUCAACGACCAUCCGAGACGUGCAUUUUUUCCAAAAAUAUCAUUGUACUUAUCAUUUAUAAUUUUUUGUAAAUAAGAAAAAUUAAGAAAGAAUGGAUAUCGAGGCGAAAGCGAAAGUUACAAUGCAGUCUCCAUGAUGUCAAGAAACUUGAAAAACAAAAAUUACUUUAGUCAGUAUGAAAAAUCUUUCCAUUUUUGUGUAUACUCAAUAGUUCAAAGCAAAUCAAUAUUAAAAAUUAUAACUAUACGCACACAAAAAUUGAUGAUUUUGAAAAAAUCAUUGAAAAAAAUCUGCACUUGCAUCGUCUAAAAAAUUCGGAGAUUGUCAUGUUAUCUCUCCGCAUUGUAUAGAUAGGUACUCCCCGCCCCGAAUGUAAAUAUAUUGCGACCUUAGAAUUCUAAAAAUAUUUAAGCAAACGUAUAUAAAUAUACAAUAUAUUGCACUUGU